Micropterus salmoides (largemouth bass) is the source of this 1898-nucleotide messenger RNA. RefSeq names its product zinc finger protein 135-like. Gene Ontology annotation, molecular function: DNA-binding transcription factor activity; RNA polymerase II cis-regulatory region sequence-specific DNA binding. The record is from RefSeq and is a predicted model, not a curated record. The transcript is spliced from 3 exons. Lineage: Eukaryota; Metazoa; Chordata; Actinopteri; Centrarchiformes; Centrarchidae. Gene Ontology annotation, biological process: regulation of transcription by RNA polymerase II. The annotation marks the transcript as partial.
GUCUUCAAAGCUGCAAUGUACGAGAUCACCCGGCUGGUGGAGGACAGCUUUUUGGAAGAGGUGACACGGUGCAGGGACCAGGUCGAGUCGCUGAAGAGGCGACUGAAGUGGUCGGAGAGUCGACGUAAAGAAAAAGACGGUGACAGGAGGGGGAGAUGUAUUGACUGCGGAAGAGUCGUUGGGUCCGGUGAGGAAGGACCCAGAGUGACAGGUGAGUCUGCCUGCUGUCUAAUGUUGUAUCAAUAUCUCCAGGUGUUCAGGGUGAAAAGCUGGAUAGACUGCUCAAGGAGGAAGCUUUUCGGAUCACGGAAACUAAUGAGUCCCAAGAGAGAUGGGGAGUCAAUAUAUUUCUCCUCUCAUUGGUCAGAAACGGAGGCAUCAGGUGUGCCGGGGCCCAGUAAACGUUACGGUGACCAGAAGAUCCCAAAGUGUCACGUGAACUGGGAAGCUGGCUUUGACCAGAGGCCACAAUCAGGCCAUGGUGGUCACUCAGGUGACCCAUCUGAACCCCCUUUCCAGAGCAGGUAUGGUAUGGAAGACUUGGGUGGCUUUGACAAGACUGGCUAUGGAGACGGCAGUAUGAUAGACAUGGGUAACUUGGAUGGUUUACAAGGAUCACCAUCCCACCUGGGUGAGGAUCUGAGUUACAUGGGACACUAUGAGGGGGACGUGGAAGCACCGGAAGAAACCGAGCAUCAAACUUACCAAGCAGGCGUCGCACGGAAUAGAAGCGGUGCACUUGGUUCACCUGAAGGCUCUCCCUCAAGGACUAACAUCGACGUAAGUGGUGAGUUCAGCUGUUUAUUGAUCAAUGAAGAAGGGUAUCUACAGGACCAGAGUGUCUUGUACCCCGAACAAAUGUCUGGUGAAUUAAGCGGCAGGUUGAGCCUCCGGACCCAGGGCAUUCGCACUGACCCAUCUUUAGACAGCACAGGCGAUAUGUAUGGACCCUCACAUGCAUACAGUGAUACCUUAAACCUGGGAGAGCGGUUGCAGCAUCCGGCAGGAGGGAGAGGAGGGAGGAGACACACCUGUAACCAGUGCUCCAUAUCCUUCCCUGAUUCCGCCUCACUAAAGGUCCACAAGCAGACACACAAAGGCACGGGUCAAGUGCCACAAUACUCCUGCAACCAGUGCGGAAAGACUUUCACUCAAGCCUGUAACCUCAAAGUCCACCAGAGGAUUCACUCUGGGCAAGGGCUUCACCUCUGCAGCCACUGUGGUAAAAGUUUCCCGUCGUUCUCUGACCUGAAGUCCCACAAGUGUGGACAAACAGGUGACAAACCUUACUGCUGCACUGUAUGCGGGAACAAGUUCAGCCGUCUCUGGAAUCUGAAGUUGCACCGGAGAAUUCACACACAGGAAAAACCUCACCAGUGCACAAUGUGUGAUAAGAGCUUCACACGGGCAGACAUACUGAAGGUUCACCAGCGGACCCACACAGGGGAACGCCCAUACUGCUGCGCUGUCUGUGGCCUCAGCUUCAAACGCCUGGAUCAUCUGAAAUCGCAUCAACGCAAACACAUGACAGAUCUAUAAAACUAGGGACAUUUUGGGAGAGCGAAUAAGAGAAUUUAAGCUUGUUUGAUGUACUAAGAGAUUUAAAAAUGAAUGCUUUUAUAUAAGAACCAUGGCUGUUUUUUUUUUAAAAAAAACACAAAGCCCUGUUUUUAUUUCUUCUUUUCAAUUCCAAGUCCUUGGGUUUUAAUUAAAAUGUUUUUGUUGGUAUGAAAAAGAAAACAUACCCAUUUCUUGUGUUUGAUAAAAUACAUCUUGUUUGUUGCCCAUUUGUUGCUGCAUAUUUUAUUACUGAAAAAUUGACUUAUAAAAGAGGCUGAGUGACAUUAUCCUUGUACUUACAUUACCGAUUCAAAAUAAAACUACAAAUGAUGUCUGUA